This is a messenger RNA of Pseudophryne corroboree (corroboree frog), 438 nucleotides long. RefSeq lists its product as uncharacterized. The transcript has a single exon. Lineage: Eukaryota; Metazoa; Chordata; Amphibia; Anura; Myobatrachidae. The record is from RefSeq and is a predicted model, not a curated record. Bases 1 to 438 code for a protein of 145 amino acids.
AUGCCCAGCAACCAGCCACCAGUAACUGCAAUGCCUAGCAACCAGCCACCAGUAACUGCAAUGCCCAACAACCAGCCACCAGUAACUGCAAUGCCCAACAACCAGCCACCAGUAACUGCAAUGCCUAGCAACCAGCCACCAGUAACUGCAAUGCCCAACAACCAGCCACCAGUAACUGCAAUGCCCAGCAACCAGCCACCAGUAACUGCAAUGCCCAACAACCAGCCACCAGUAACUGCAAUGCCCAGCAACCAGCCACCAGUAGCUGCAAUGCCCAACAACCAGCCACCAGUAACUGCAAUGCCCAACAACCAGCCACCAGUAACUGCAGUGCCCAGCAACCAGUCACCAGUAACUGCAGUGCCCAACAACGAGCCACCAGUAACUGCAAUGCCCAACAACCAGCCAUCCGUAACUGCAAUGCUCAGCAACCAGUAA